AUGAAAGAAGAUUACGAGAUUGAAGAGAAAAAGCAAGCUGCUGCUGAUGUCAUGUUUCAGUAUUCAAAAUUUGUGAUGGCAUGUAUAGGGAAUCAAGUUCGACCUGCUGACAUGAGGUUGCAUUUAAUGAAGGAGAUCUCAGGAUUGCCAACUUCUCUGAAGCGAGAAUCAUCACAUGUAGCAGCUUCACCUGAUGCUAUGGGUGAAUCAUCAAGUUCAGGUACUGCUAGACUUGAUAAAGCAGACAGUUUUCGGGCAUUAUAG
Messenger RNA from Dovyalis caffra, 264 nucleotides. NCBI's taxonomy places the organism in Eukaryota, Viridiplantae, Streptophyta, Magnoliopsida, Malpighiales, Salicaceae. The record is from the annotation of a GenBank genome assembly.